AUGGCCGCAGUCGCCGGCACGCAGACGAUCGCUGGCGUGCCCGUCGAGCUCGGCCAGGCGGUCCACGUGGCCACGAAGAAGCAGCUGCAGCGCCAGAUCAACGCGAUCGUGGGCUGGAACGAGCUGGACCGCGCGCCCAUGACCGUGGCCCAGACAAUGCUCCGCGGGAACGAGCACCAGGUGGGCGAGCACCCGUACUUUGUGUGCGAAAAGUCCGUCGGCAUUCGGUACCUCGUGCUGCUCGUGCAAGGCCAUUGCUACCUCAUUUCCCAGAAUUAUGACUUUCGAGAGGUGACGCUCUUCUGCCCCGUGCGGCCCGACCGGCUGCAGCCCGGUGUGGACCGCAAUACAGUCGUUCCGCAUCAGUGGACCAUCUUGGACGGGCUCUUGGUGUGUGACAAAGACAGCACCAAGUCGGUGCUCACGCUGCUGCUGUACGACAUCUUGGCGCUCAAUGGCAGUCCCGUGAUGACGUCGAAGCUACAGGACCGACUCAAGCUGAUCCAGAACGACGUCGUAGGGCCGCGCAAGCAGCUGUCGGUGCCCAAGGGACACCCACCUGACAUGUUUCAGCUCGUGCUACAGUCCAUGUACCCAAUCGAUCGCGUUGGCCAUGUGAUUCGUAGCAUCCUGCCACGAGUCUCGCAGACGAGACAGAAUGCAGGAUUGGUGUUUACGCCAGUGCUAUUGCCGUAUACGCCUGGGUAUUCGAAAGGAUUGUUUCACUGGACGCCCACAGCAGUGCUGUUUGCAGACUUUCAGCUGGGUGUAGAGUGGCGGGGCCGUCCGCCAAAGCCGGGGUUCAAGUUGGUGAUCCAUGACAAGCGCACGCAAGUCUUUCAAGACUGGAUCACGUUCACACCCGAGGACUUUGAAGCGUUUCGACAAGACAAAAAGGCGUCUUCGCGUAUUGUCGAGUGUGUAUACGAUCCAGAAUGGCUCACGUACAUCCCAUCGCAUGACAAAAGCACGUGGGACGUAGGUAGCACCGAGUUUAACGCUACUGAGCGUGGCGUUGGAUGGAGAAAGGGUGGCUGGAAGUUUGUCCGAUGUCGUCCCGAUCGUAGUAUGCCGCUCGAGCGUAAUCAUCUCACCAUGAUCGAAGAAGCUGUCGGCGAAGACAUCAAGCUUGACGAGAUUGAGCAAUUCUUUCCAGACGAUCUGUCGAAAAAGUCAAUGUCGGGUGCGCAAAAAAGUCGGAGUGACACCACUUCAACACCAGAUGACUUGACUCCCCCGAGCAAGAAAAAGCGUAGCAGCAGUGGAGCAAGUGGAAGUCAGUCACCUGGUACUGGUGUGUGCUACGACUUCCAGAACAAGGGCAUGUGUCAGCGUGGCCGGUUCUGCCACUUUUCGCACUGUGCCUGCAAUUCCACGUGCUCGUGCACGCCGACCAAGAACACUUAUGGUCAACGACCGUCGUACAGAAGAAACGACUACGAUGCUCCGCCAUCUCCUGAAGCCUCACCGUCGUCAAUCGCCGAUGCGUCCGCGGUGCCAGACAUCUCACCUUUGUUGCGGCAUACAAACUGCGAUUCCGGCCUGAAGACUGAGGGUACCGCAGGAGAGGAAGGGGAAGCUGGUGAGCUUACCGACAAUAAUAACACGCACGUCAACAGUGUGUUUGCGCCUCUUGUAACGUUUGAUAAGGAGACGAUUGCUGCUAAGCGCGCGCAGUUGGCAGCACUUGGCAAUCGCCGUAUCUGGGCGAGUCUAGGAAUCGAAGACAAGCCGCAACGUGCGCGCCCGUGUGGACUGAUUGUAUCCAAGUCUGGCGAUGUGACGUAUGUCCGUCCAUCGGAGAAGUGA
Hyaloperonospora brassicae is the source of this 1809-nucleotide messenger RNA. The record is from the annotation of a GenBank genome assembly. NCBI's taxonomy places the organism in Eukaryota, Oomycota, Peronosporomycetes, Peronosporales, Peronosporaceae.